AUGGGAGCUUUGACAGCGGAUCAGAAGAGGCAUCUUGCAACCUUGAGCACCGAUCUGCGUUUCCAGCUGGCCCAGGCUGAGGUCACGCCUGUUAAUCAGGCACGUUUGGGUGAGCUUGGCAUCCGAACUUUGGUUCUAUUUGCAGGUCUGGAUGAAUCUCGCGAGCGAGUCCGCGCGGCGCUCGCAAGUGAGCUCCCUCUUGACGUGCAAGCUUCUCUGGCCAACCGUCUCGAAAUGGCACGUCUGAUUUCAGCCUGGGAGGCCUCGAAAUUGCAUCUCGAGGUGAAUGAGAAGAACAGAGCCGAGUCACGUCUUGGAACUCAAAAUCGAUUGGUUCAGCCGAGUGAACAACAUUCCAUGCGCGUGGCGGUGGAGGCUGUCCUGGGUUCUUUGAAAGACAAGGAAGUUCCUUCGCGAUCGUUCUUGGCGACCAAGCUUGAACAGAUCGAGGCCAAUCAACCGGCGGUGGAGUGUCUCACUGAGGUGGCCUCGUUGGAGGAUUCCGAGCUUGAAAUGUAUUCAGCGGUGAUCGACCCUGCUACAAACGUCUUGAAGAUCAAAACUGGCAAGACGUUGACUUCAACCCCGCAGUCCCCCGAGGAGUUGCGUCUUCGUCACCGCAGGAUCGGUCUCGCCUGGGACAUGCUCGCGACUAAACAUUCCAAUCGCAAUUGGCUUUCAAAGAACAUGACUGACACUUUCAGGCGCUUCAGCGAUUAUGUUCUGGGCCAGCAGGUCGCCGGCCUUAUGGCAGGUGAUGGUCGACGCCCUACUUGGAACUUGGUUUUGCAGUUUGAGCAUGAAGCCCGCAAGGCCGCCUACAAGUGGUUGCGGGACGGCGAAGUCACGGACCUGGAGGCGGCUUUCAAGAGGGCUACUACGGAUACGGAAGUCUUGCAGCGUUACUUGGUGAUUCCCUUCUCCUUGAAUAUCACGGCUGCCUCGGUUGUGCAAGUGGACGUUCCUCCUCCUUCGGCUGCUGGUUCGCCUCCUCGUGCACGGGGGCGAGGCCGAGGGCGUGGCCGUAGUGGGGUCAGGACCAAGGGCAAAGCUCUUCGCACUCCGGAUGGCCAGCCUCUUUGCUGGCGGUACAAUCGCCAGGGGCGUGCUGAUCUCAGUGUGCUCUACCUCUUUGCUGGUGAACCACGCAAAGGGGAUAUUCGCAGCUGGUUGGAAAAAGAAUCGUCCGGCCGCAGUUUCCAUUUAGUGGAAAUUGAUGUUGCUCGCAAUACGUCACACAAUGUCUUGCGCGACGAGUUCUGGGAGGACAUUCUUGAACAGGUCCGCUCCGAACAGUUUGACUUGAUUCUUUUGAGCCCGCCCUGCAACACCUACAGCAGGGCUUCUUUUUCGUCACCAGGGUCCGUACCUCUGCGCAAUGCAGACUGGCCGGAAGGCUUUCCGUGGCUCACUGGCCGCCUGAAGGACAAGGCUCAGGCGGGAACGGAGUUGCUGCGGCGCGCCCUCGACUUGGCUGCCGUGGCUUCAGAAGUUGGGGUUCCUUGGUUGCUUGAGCAUCCAGAAUUUCUCGGUACCACACCCCGAGGCACGCCUGCCUCGGUCUGGACUUGGGCUUAUUCGCGAAAGUUCUUCGAACAGAAUGCUGUCGCGACUGUCGUUUUUCAUCAAUGCGCCUUUGGGGCCCCUUAUGCCAAGCCUACAAGGCUUGCAGGCACCUGGCCGAACCUGGGCACCCUGGGUUUUCGAGGGUGGCCUCAAUUAGAUCGCAAUGGUUGCUACCGGGGCCCUUUGCCCAAAUCUUGCGGUCAUGAUCACCCCCCUUUGCUUGGCUUUCUUGAGGACGGCACUUUUGCGACUGCACCUACAGCUGCUUAUCCUUCCGGCCUGUGCCGGGCUCUGGCGUUGCUGGCUUGGCAAGUGGUUGAUCCUUCCAGGUCCUCGGUGGGGGGGUCUUCUCUUCGGUCCCUGGAUACCACGGAGAAUGCUAACGCUGGCGCUUUCUUGUCUGAUGUUGAAAAAGCAGCUGCUUCACUGUUGAUUCCCACCAGGGGAGAGAUCGUACAACUCUUCGAGCUCCUUCCGGGAGAUCCCCCGGCGAGGGGCGAGCCUGGCCCUGACUCGAAGUCCUUCACGGUGGGGGCUUUUUCAAGAGGAGGGGGUCUGGCUGGCAUUCGCUCCAACACUGACAAAUUUCCGGAGUUCACCAAGAUGCUUUGUCGUUUCAUCGAUGCACUGCAGCCGGGCUUCGAAUACACUGCAGCGGCCAUCUUUCGCAAUCUUCGGACGGCUCCACACAAGGACACCGGCAACUUGGAGGGCUCUUAUAAUCUUGUGAUUGGCCUUUCGUGUUUUUCUGGUGGCGAGGUGUGGGUUGCUUCGGGGUCGGGUUCGGUUGCUUGUCCUUUCGAGGGUUUUUCUGUGACGGGGGAUCUGCUUGAAGUUGCCUCCUCUUUCUCGAUUUUCAACCCCAGAGAUCUGCACUGCACAGCGAAGUGGAAGGGGACGAGGGUCGUCCUUGUGGCAUACACGCCAUUUCUUGGCGAGGCACUGACAGAGGAUCACCGUCGGCGCUUGGCUGCUUUGGGGUUUACGCUUCCGGGAUUUGUUGGGACUGACAUUGCACCGCUACGAAACUUGGGCACGAACGAUGAUGCUGUGGGUACCGCUGAGUGGUGGCGGUCUUUGCCGGGCGAAGAAGCUGAACACCUUGAGGUGCAAGGAGGCGACGUGGGGGAUGACACUUGUGACGACCCUACGUCUGAUGAGGACGAAGAUGGUGUGAGAAAGCCGCUCUAUGGGCAUGGCUGUCUGGGUCAGGGGCCUCCACUGCGGUCUCGACUUUCGGGCCGAGUGCGUUGGUUCUCAGAUGGACACGGACUGGCUUCACCAGGGCGCUGGCCUCCCCCGAAGAGGCCCACUCCUGCGUCACAUGGCUGUCUUUCGCUUCACAAAGAAAUCAUGGACGGUCUCCUGGCUUUACUGUCGCGUUCGCUGGACAUUAAGAAGGUCGUCUGCGCUUUGGCCACGGGGAGGAUGACAUCUUCCCCCUUUGCAUCGGGACUGAUCGAUUCUGGGAGGACGCUGGUUUUUGAUAAGCUUCGGCAGGCAGGGGUCACCGCACAGAUCUCUGUGGUUCCUGACCGUCAGCCAUUUUUCCUUGGUGCCAUUGGCGAACUGCUGCGACUCGCUGGCGACCCAGACUGGAGGCGGUAUACCGAGGCGACGUGGUCUUUCGCUGCUGGGGUUCCUCUUGGGGUCGGAGUCCGGCUUCCCCGGACUCCGGCUCUGUUUGAACGCAAGCAUAAACAUCGUGCUUUUCCGGGGGUCGAUGAGCCGCUGCCCGACUUGCCGAGGGAGAAUUACCCCUCUGCGCAGGAGCAUGCUGAACGGGUUGAUUUUCAGUUUCAGAAGGAGAUCUCUUGUGGUGCAAUGGUCGAGAUGGACUUGGCCGAGGCGCAGGAAGAAUUCGGCGAGGCCCUGAGUAUUGCUUCGCUUGGUGCGCUUCUCAAGCCGGAUGAUUCUGUUCGAGUCUUGCACGACGGAACGCAUGGUGUGCACUUAAACGACUCGAUCAAAGUACGGGAUGCACAAUCGUAUCCUACUGGGGGCGAUCUCUCGGUGGCACUUGAAGAACUGCCGGCCGCAUACUUUUCUCUUUCAGGAGAUAUCUCUCGUGCACAUCGUUUAGUAAAGGUGAGGCGGGCCGAUUGGGCCAGGCAGGCCUGUCGGGCAUCACGUCAUGACAAAGUUUACCUCAACGCUGUUGGAACCUUCGGCGUUUCAUCUGCGAGCUACUGGUGGUAUCGCUUGUUUUCUGGGUUGGGACGUUUGCUGUACUACUGCCAUGGGGUUGAUGAAACGACGCUCCUAUCUUACGUGGACGACUUACUGUGGAUUACCCAGUCUUCGGAUGGCUUGGCGCGCAUCCUGGCAUCGAUCCUUUUACUUGAGAUUCUCGGCGUGCCUUGGGCUUGGCAUAAGUUCAAAGGGGGAACGGAGCAUUGCUGGAUUGGAUUUUCGAUCUUUGCGCACAAGAGACUUCUGGGCUUUUCUCAGGCCCGGUGUGACUGGGCAGUGAAUUGGAUACAACGUGUCAGGGCUGACGGCUUCGUUAAGAUUGCGGACUUGGAGGCGGUCAUAGGACGCCUUUCGUUUGGCUUCACUGUUUUACCACUAUUGCGCCCUUUUCUGGGGCCGCUCUAUGCGUGGGUGAGUGCAGUGAGGCAUUGCCAUACUUUGCGGCUCCCGAAAGCUGUAGCUAUGAUUUUGGCGUUCAUCGAGAAGGUGCUUCUUCAAGGGUUCCGUACAAUCACUGUGCCUCGGGCCAAAUCUGUCCCUCAGGAACUCUUUCGCACUGAUGCAAAGGCAGAGGGCUCGGAGAUGUGGUUGGGAGGUUGGGCCUGCAGUGAUGCUUCAACGCCUUGGGGGUGCAGGUGGUUUGCUGAGAAAGUCCAGCAUACUGACGCUCCUUGGUUUUAUCAGGCUGGCCAGUCAUACCGCUCCAUCGCUGCACUAGAGCUUUUGUCGACGUUGGUUGCUGUCCACUUGUUUGCACCUUUGCAACCGACGAGCGCGACUUUUACCUGUUCCGCCGCGACAGACAAUCGCGGCAACAGUUUCUUGACAUCACGGUGGCUCACUACUUCCUUUCCUUUAUGCGUGGUGCUCAUGGAUUUGGCGGCAGUUCUUCAGUCCAAGUCGCUCAUGCUGGAUUUGCACUGGGCCCCUAGAUUUCAGAACACUUUGGCAGACUCUCUUACGAAUCAAGACUUUAAAGACUUCGACCCGUCCAAAAGGGUUCGCUUCGAUGUAUCUCAAUACCGUGGUUUGGUGCUGCGUGAACUUCUAGAGUCUGGCGCCGAACUUUACACUGAGCUUGCAUCUUGGAAGAAGCGAAAGGGUGGCAUUUUGCCACAGAAGAAAUCGAAGGCAGAGAAGCUGGCUGCAACCGACCCGUGGAGAUGA
Messenger RNA from Symbiodinium natans, 4926 nucleotides. NCBI's taxonomy places the organism in Eukaryota, Dinophyceae, Suessiales, Symbiodiniaceae. The record is from the annotation of a GenBank genome assembly.